CUCUUAUUUGUGUGGUUUUGCAGGAGUGUCCUACUUCUGCUUUUGUUCUUGGACAGUCCUUGUUCGCCUGCAUAGUUUCUGCAGUACCGGAAGUCACCUUCAGGGAGACGAAGACAAAAAGUAACGUCCGCAGUUGAACUGGUGCUUUUACUCAUGAGUUAAAAGCACACCCACACCUUCCACCAUGAGCGGCUCCCCGGCGGCUGCGGCCUGGCCUCUCCGGCUCCCUGCGCUCCUCCCCCGGACGCUGCGGGCUCCUCGGGCCGCUCCGCUGCUGCGACCCUCCGGAGGACCCGGAGCUUCGGCCUGCAGGAGGCUGAACGUCCAGGCGGCGGCGACGACGGAGGCAAAGCUGAAGAGCAUCGAUGAUCUUCCGGGGCCCAGUCUGGCCACCAGCCUGUACUGGCUGCUGGUGAAGGGAUACUCGGAGAGGACUCACCUCCUGCAGGGGGUCCAGAAGAAUCUCUACGGACCCAUCUGGCGCUCCAAGUUUGGCCCGUUCGACCUGGUCAACGUGGCGAGUCCGGACCUUAUCGCUCAGGUGAUCCACCAGGAGGGCCGGUACCCGGUCCGGGCCGAGCUGCCCCACUGGAAGGAGUACCGAGACCUGAGGGGCCAGGCCUAUGGACUGCAUGUGGACACAGGACCAGAGUGGUACCGGAUCCGCAGCGUCCUGAACCCGAAGAUGCUGAAGCCUCAGGAGGUGAUGAGUUUCGCUCCAGUCGUCCACCAGGUGGUCUCAGAUCUGCUGCAGCGCAUCGAGCUGCUGCGACGUCGCAGCCUGGACCAGGCCACUGUUCCAGACCUGGCUUCAGAGUUCUACAAGUUCGGCUUCGAAGGUAUCUCGGCUGUCCUGUUUGAAACCCGGCUGGGCUGCCUCCAGGAGGAGAUUCCUCACGACACUCUGCGCUUCAUCGCCGCCCUCAACGACAUGUUGAGUCUGUCCGACAUGGUGCUGCUGCUUCCCCACUGGAGCCGCGACGUCUUCCCCUUCUGGAGGCGCUUCGUCCAGGCCUGGGACGACCUCUACGAUGUCGCUCGGACGCUCAUCGACAGGAGGGUGGCUGAGAUAGAAGCUCAGGUGGUCGAUGGUGGCGCUGCAGAGGGGAUGUACCUGACUUACCUGCUGGCGUCUGACAAGCUGAGCAGAGCCGAGGUCUACAUCAGCGUCACCGAGCUGAUGCUGGGAGGCGUCGACACGACGUCCAACACCUUGUCAUGGGCUUUGUACCAUUUAUCGAGGGACAGCAGGGUUCAGGACCUCCUGCACCGAGAACUAAACUCGGUUUGUCCCGAUAAAAGACAGCCAACUACCGAUGACCUGAGCAGGAUGCCAUACCUGAAGGCCGUCAUCAAGGAGACACUGCGACUUUAUCCUGUUGUUCCUGGAAAUGGACGCUUCGUUUCAGAGAAUGAGGUGAUUGUGGACAACUACUGGUUCCCGAAGAAGACCCAGUUCCAUCUGUGCCACUAUGCCGCCUGUCAUGACGAGUCGGAGUUCGUGGACGCCGAGCUCUUCAUCCCGGAGCGUUGGCUUCGCUCCGAUCCGCCGGCCCGCCGCUGUGGCAGAACGUGGCCCGGCUUCUACCAGCACCACCCGUACAGCUUCAUCCCAUUUGGCGUUGGCGUCCGGGCCUGUGUGGGGAAGAGGCUAGCCGAGAUGGAGAUGUACUUCGCUCUGUCCAGGCUGAUCCAGAACUACCAGGUCCAGCCUGAGGACGGUUCUCCGACUGUGGAGGCCAAAACCCGAACACUGCUGAUCCCAGCGAGUCCCAUCAACCUGCGCUUCCAUCCCAGAAUCUGAGGGAUGGACUCGUCUCUGAGGCUCUGCAGACGAUUGGAGCUGCAUGAGGACAGAAAACACCAACUUUAAAUCUCAGACUGUUUCAUUAUACUGAACAGAAUGGGUUUUUAUCAGAGCAGGACUGAAGUUUAAAGGCUGCAUUCUGCCCCCUUCUGGCACUGAGGAGGAACUACACUCUACUGGAAACAAGAAACCUAGAAGAAACCCCAGAAACGCUUCUAUAACUGGGUUUUAAAUCUAAGAAGACGUUCCCAGAAAGCACAAUAAAUUCUAAGUGGGUCUAACUGAACUCUUAUUGUCUUUUUAGCUGUUGAAAAAGCUUUUGCACAAACAUAGAUAUUUCAGAGUAAUUUUAUUAUUGAGCUUCACUAAACAAAUUAAACGAAGUGAUUUUAUUAAUUGUUUAAACAUUUUUUUUGUAUUAGAGUUUAUAUUUUGACUUACUUUAACGUUUUUUGAUGUCUACUUUAGUCUUUUUCGUGUCUGAUUUUAAUGGAUUUGUGUCUCAUUUCCAUCACUUUGUUUCUGUUUUGUCUCUUAUUGGUCAUUUUACGUCUCAUUUUGGUUGUUUUGAGUGUUUGUCUUUGUGGCGAUAUUAAAUCUCUUGUGUCCCUUUUUGGUCAUUUUAAGUCUCUUUUGUGUCUCAUUUUGAUACUUUUGGUUCUUUUUUUGUGUCACAUUUGGGACAUUUUUUUGCCAUUAACUCUCUUUUUGGUCAUUUUAUAUCUAAUUUCAGUUGUUUUGUGUCUCAUUUUGAACAUUUUGUUGCUCUUUUCUGUCUUGUUUUGUGUCUCAUUUGAAUUAAACGUUAUUUUGUGGUGAUAUUAAAUCUGUUACGUUUUGGUGGUUUGUCUCUUUUGUGUCUCAUUUUGAACAGUUUUUUGCCGUUCAUUUUAAUUCACUUUUCUGUCUCAUUUUUGUUUUGUGUCUUUUGUGUCAUAUUUGGAACCUUUAGGUCCUCAUUUUUAUCAUUUGCAUCGAUUAGCUUUAUUUUGUCUAAUUUUGGUGGUUUUGUGUCACAUUUAGGAUAUUUGGUGUCACGUUUCACUGUUUUGUUGUUUGUUUUUUUACAUUUUUGUCUCUAGUCAUUUUGCGUCUCAUUUUGGUUGGUUUGUCUCUCUUCUGGGUGACAUUUGGGACAUUUUAUGUCUUGUUUUUAACCUUUUUUUUGUCUUUGUAUCUCUUUGGGGUCAUUUUCCACUUUUUUAUGCUUCAAUUUGUUUGUUUUUGUCUGUUUUGUGCCCCAUUUUGUUUCCUUCUGCCCUCUUGGUCUCAUUUUUGUUCUAUUGUGGUUAUUUUACAUUGAUUUUCUGCCUCAUUUUGGUUGUUUUUGUCUGUUUAGUGUCACAUUUAGGACAUUUUGUGUGUAAUUUUUAACCAUUUUAUGCCAUUUUUGUCUCUCUAAUCAUUUUUUGCGCUUCGUUUUGACUGUUUUGCGUCUUUUCUGCCUUAUUUUGGUUAUUUUGUGUCUCUUGAGUCAUAAUUGUGACAUUUUAGGUCUUAUUUUAAACAUCUUUUGUCAUUUUAUUUCAUUGUGGUCAUUUUCCACCUUUUCUGUGCUUCAGUUUAGUGGUUUUUGCCUUUUAAGUGUCACAUUUUUGACCUUUUGUCUCAUUUUUAACUCUGUCAUUCCAUUGUGUCCUGUUGUGGUCCUUUUCCAUCUUUUUUUGCUUUAAUUUGGAUGUUUUGUGUCUCAUUUUGAAUAGAAAAUGUGGGUUUUUUUGUCUCUUUGUGGUCAUUUUGAGCCUCUUUGACUCCUUUUGGUUUUGUGUCUCUUUUGAGUCACAUUUACGACAUUUUACGUCUCAUUUUCAACAUUUUUUUUGUCAUUUAUCUCUUUGUGGUCAUUUUCCACCCUGUUCUGCUUCAAUGCAGUGGUUUUUGCGUAAUGAGUGUCACAUUUUGGACAUUUCUUGUGUUUUUAACACUUUUAUUCCAUUUUUAUCUCUUUCUAGUCAUUUUAUUUUUUGCAUUAAUUUCUUGUUUUGAGUCUCUUUGUGUCACGUGUUUUUUUUUUUUUUUUGUCCUUUUGUGGUCAUUUUAAAUUUUAUUUGUGCUUCAUUUUGGUAGUUUAGUUUCUUUUUGUGUCACAUUUAGGAGAUUUUGUGUGUAAUUUUGUCUGUUUGUGGCCAUUUUACAUCUCUUUUGUGUCUCAUUUUGGUCGUUUUGUGUCUCUUGAGUCACAUUUCUGAUGUUUUGUCUCGUUUUAACUUUUUUUUUGGUAGUUUAUCCUCUGUGGUCAUUUUACAUCUUAUUUGUGCUUCUUUUUGGUGUUUUUGCUUCUUUAGUGUCUCAUUUUUUUAACAUAUUUUUAUAUUAGAUAUUAUAUUUUGAUUUCAUUUUAGUUCCCGGUUUCUAAAACACUCCAAACCAUACGUCUCUGUAAAUUAAUCAGAGUAGGACAGUGGCUGCAGGACGACGGCUGACCUGAAUGGAAAUCGAUCGAUACGUCUGUAUGUGGAAAAAUCAAUAUAUAUAGUGUUAUAGUGUGUUUCUUUCCCCUCUUUGUGCACAUUUGGCUUCGUUUGUCGAUGUUUUGUGUCACAUUUUCAUCGUUUUCUGUCUUUGUGGUUAUUUUAAUUCUUUUUUGUCUCAUUUUGCUAGUUUUAGUGCCACAUUUGGGACAUUUUGAGUCUCGUUUUUAACUUCUUGUUCUGUUUUUAACAACUCUUUAGGUAGUUUUGUGUCUCAGUUAAAGUGGUUGUUUCCAUUUGCCCAUUUUACAUCUUAUUUGUGCAUAAUUUUGGUUGUUUUGUGUCUAUUUUGCAUGGCAUUUUGCACAUUUUGUGUCACAUUUUGGUAAUUUUGUGUCUAAUUUUAAAUAAAUGUUUUCUUUUUGUGGUCAUUUUACAUCUCUUAUGUCUAAUUUGGGACAUUUUGUAUCUCAUUUUGAACUCUUUUUCUCUCCUUUUUGGCUCCUUGUGGUCGUUUUACAUGCUUACUGUCUCAUUUUAAACAUUGUGGUGUUUUCUGUACUGUUUUGUGUCUCAUUUUAAAUAAAAGAUGUUAUUUUGUC
Molecule: messenger RNA, 4820 nt
Organism: Acanthochromis polyacanthus (spiny chromis)
Lineage: Eukaryota; Metazoa; Chordata; Actinopteri; Pomacentridae
Product: sterol 26-hydroxylase, mitochondrial
Exons: 10
Coding region: 185-1804 (539 amino acids)
Biological process (GO): cortisol metabolic process; glucocorticoid biosynthetic process; cellular response to peptide hormone stimulus
Cellular component (GO): mitochondrial inner membrane
Molecular function (GO): monooxygenase activity; iron ion binding; heme binding
Source: RefSeq, a predicted model, not a curated record